AUGAUAACUUAUGAUACUCAGCAGUCUAGAAGACUAAAGAACAGCGAUAUUUUUGUUAAAAAUUAUUUAAAAGCUAGUGCUUCACUGCCUCAUUUAUCACCAGAAAAUACUUACAAAUUAAAAUUGCCACCUGCUGCUUAUGAAAUUAAUAAACGGAGUUCAUCGAGAUUAGAAGAGUUUGAAACUUUAUUUUCAAAAGGAUAUAUCUCUAUUACAUCUAAAAAUCCAGAAAAAGAAAUUUCUAACUUUUUAUUUAUUAACCAGACAUAAAUUACAAAUUAAUUUGAUUUUUAUAUCGAAAUUAUAUCAAAUAUUGUAUAUAAUUAAACUAUUUAUGAAAUUUGUAAUAUCCGUGUUUCAUAUUUUAAGGAAGGUUAAGUCCAAGCCACAGGUAAAAGUCUUUAAGCCUAAUAUAACUAACACAGAAAAAGCUAAUGCAAUAUUUGAAAUCUGUAUUGGAAAAGGAAGAUUACGAAAAACUAUAAGUAUUGGGUGCUUACUCCCUGUCCUCCCUCGACGUGAGAGUGAGAGAACAAAAAAAAUUGUUUGCGUUAAUAUUUUUAGUAAAAAUUUAUCGUGUAAAUUUUUUUGAAUUUGAUCAAAAUUCAUAUAAUUGGAAAUUGAAAAAAAAUUAUACUUAAAAAUGUAAACUUAACAGAAUUGUCUACAAAAAUUAUCAUUUAUAUAUCAAAAUUGUUUUUUUUAGGUAUUUUUUUACCCCAAAAUUAGAGAUUUUUCCAAUGUUUUUUUUUAUUUGCUCACGAGGAGAGGAGUUAGUAACUCAAUCUAUAGCUUUAACAACAAACUUAUCAGUCUCGUCUCAAUUAGAUGCAGAAAGAUACCAACUUGUAUUUUUUGAUCCCUUACAAUCAGAAAGCUGUUUUAAUCCUUCAGAAUUUUUUUACACUGACCCUAUUCUCAAUUUUACCUUGGUAGCAGUCGAUAAAACUCCUAUAACAAUGAAUAAAAAAUGCUAUUUUCCAAUAAUAAGAAAUUUUAAUCUAUCAGAAGGCUCAAAAGUUGUAACUUAUUUCCAAGGGUUUGAAUAUGCAGAUAUUGACAUGAUAGAAGACGAUUAUUUUUAUUUUAAUUUAUUUUCAAAAAACCCAAAUGGUGCGCCAUUAUUUACAGAAAAACUAGACUUUCAAGGAAUUCAGGUGGUUGCAACACCAAACUACACCACAAAGCAGGCACUCAGAACUGAUGCCAUUUUUAAAUCGCUUUGAGAUAUCAGAUAUAAGCUUAAAAACCAAGAAUUAAUUGACAUGCUCGAAGAAUCGGAGCUUGAAGAAAAGCCAAAUAAUCAGCACGGCCACGAUUUUUUCUGAUUCGAGUGGCUGACCACCAAUAUUUACUAUUUUAAUUUUACAAAACAAACAUGAAAAAAAAUAAAACCAGAAAAUUCACGAGAAAUUAAUAACUGACUCCCCCCCCCCCCUCCGUGAGCGAACAAAACCAUUAGAAAAAUCGCCAUUUUUUUGACAAAAAACCCACCCUCCGUGAGUGAACAAAAUUUUUUUAAUAGAAAAAAAUUUUAAUGGAAAAAAAUUUUGAUAUAUAAGUGAUAAUUAGUAUAAUGAAAUCUAGAGCUAAUUCUGUUUAAUUUUAAACAAAUUGCGUUUUUAAAACAACAAAUUUUUUGCAAAUUAAAUUAAUAUUUGCUUCCCAAUUUUUGCAAAUUAGGAUUUUUUUUAAAUUUCGAAAAAAAUAUUUUUUAUAUAAAAUUUAUAUAUAAAUUUUUUUUUAAAAAAAAAAAUUAACCCCCCUCCGUGAGCGAACAAAAUUUUUUUGUUCGCUCACGGAGGGGGGGGGGGGGAGUGAGAGAAUUGGCACUUCAAUUGAAAUAACAGACUAGGAAUUGACCCCAAAGGAAAUUGAAUAAUUGCAGGAGGCAUUGAAAAUAGCAAUGGAAAUCCAAGCAAUGAAAUUUUUUUAUACAAAUCAGAAUCAAAUAUUCUACAAAGGCUGCCUAAUAUGCUUGAGCCAAGGGAAGAAUGCUCAGUUGUAUGCAUUUCUCAUUUCAUUUAUAUCCUAGGAGGUAAGAACAGCAAUGCAAGCUGUGAAAGAUAUAACAGAAAUCUAGAAGAAUGAGAAUUAAUCUCACCUAUGAUUUAUGAAAGGUAUGGCCAUGCUGCCCAUGCAAUGAACGCUGAACAAGAAAUUUUUGUUUUUGGAGGAAAUCCAUAUGAAAUUGCAACUACAAUUGAGAAAUAUAAUAUAGGUGAUGAAAAAUGAGAAGAAAUUGAAUUGAGGCUUUCUGAGCCAUUUAUACAAGGAGGGUUAUAUAAAGUAAAUGAGAAUAAAUUGAUAUUGUUUGGUGGAGCCUAUUCUAAUCAAGUUAAUGUAUUUCAAAUAAAUGAAGAAUCAUCAAAAAAUACCCAAGAAGAUAGCUAUAAAUACUCAAUAAAUAAAAUUAAAAAGCUAGCCGAAAAUAUUCAAACAUUUUUCCCUACAUUUUUAGAUUGAAGCCAGAAUUCUAUAAUCAUUAUGAAUGGAACUGAAAACUUUAACAAUUUUCGGGUAUCCAAAUACUCCUUUGACAACUAUACCGCAUUUGAAAGAAAAAUUAGUAAAGCAAAGAAAGGUCCUCAAUCAUAUCGACGGUUCCCAGAAUUAACUAUUUUGCAUUCCGCACGAUUUUUGCCUCCACUAUCAAACAAAUAUGCUUCAGUACCUAUUUCAUGGUCUCCAAAAUUUUCAUACAAAGGGUUUUAUUAUUAAGUGCUAGCUUAAUUAUUACUUACUCCCCCCCCAUCCUUGAUCGAACGAUUGACUGUAAAAAUUCCUAAAAAUUGGGGAAAUUAACCCCAAUCCUUGAUCGAACGAUUUUCAUAUCAUGCAAAAUUUUAUAUAUAUAAAAAUAUAUUAGUUAUCAAAAGCUUCGGAAGAUGUGCCUAAUGAAGUUGUUUUUCAGAGCUUUGAGACGACAGAAAGCUGCGAAAUCAACCAUCCGAAGUGAUUUAGACAUCAACAUAGGCUUAAAAGCUCAAUAAUCUAAUAAAAUAGAGAUUCUUUAAAAUUUUAAAAAAAUAUUUAAUUUAAAUUAAAAUUUAUACAGUUUAAAAGGGUAACUAAUAAAUCAAAAUAUUAAAAAUUGAUAUUUUUAUGAAAUUAAUUCAAUUUUUUGCUGUAAAAAUAAUUAUUAAAUACUCUUAACCCUCUUAUUUAAAGUAAAUAAAAAGGGGGUCUAUAUAUAUCUUUUUCAUUUUAUAUAUAAAAUUUUUUUCCCCAAAAAAAUUUUUUUUAACCCCCAUCCUUGAUCGAACGAUGGCGAGUCGUUCGAUCAAGGAUGGGGGGGAGUUAGUAUCCCACAAGAAAUAAAAUGCGACCUCGAUGGAAAUUGGCCAAAGAAGCACUACCUGAGCAGGUAGGAUCCAUGCUGAUGAAGCUGAAAACAGGGCCUCUAUCCAUUUUGAAGUAGGUCUUCAGGCUUGGGGAAGAGGGAAAUUUUGUUUCUCCCCAAAGGUUUUCCUGUCAGAUGGGCUAGACAGGUUUUGUCUUUCACAUAGUCUUCGUUUAUCGGGAUUAUCGGGCAUCCUACAUUGGGUGGCUCUAGAGGGGUCUCUCCGGAAAAUUCAAGAGGGUGGAAUUUUGACUGUAGCAUCAUAUUACUCUGGUGUCUAUGCACCCCGCGUAGGUCACGUUUCCUGAAAUCAAGGUAGUCCAGCUAGUUGGGAGUCUGUCAUGGUUGUGUAAAAUAUUAAUCUUAAUCUUAGUAUCCCAGAAAUCGAAACCAUUUUAAUUCAUAAAGUUUGAGUAUAUAAUUAAUUUACUUUAGUAUAA
Messenger RNA from Blepharisma stoltei, 3783 nucleotides. The record is from the annotation of a GenBank genome assembly. NCBI's taxonomy places the organism in Eukaryota, Ciliophora, Heterotrichea, Heterotrichida, Blepharismidae.